ACGUUGUUCCACAAGUGUUUUCCAGCGUGUAUUUUGUUGCCCAUCGGUUAUCAAAAGGAUGUCGAAAUCAAUAGUGUUUGUAACCGGAAACGCGAAGAAACUCGAGGAGUUUGUGGCCAUUUUAGGAAAGAAUUUCCCACGAGAAAUUACAAGUAGAAAAGUCGAUCUUCCGGAGUAUCAGGGAGAGGUAGAUGAUAUUUGUCGCAACAAGUGUCGAGCCGCAGCAGAUUUAGUUAAGGGCCCGGUUAUCAUCGAGGACACUUGUUUGUGUUUCAACGCAAUGAAAGGAUUACCUGGCCCUUAUAUUAAAUGGUUCUUAGAAAAACUUGGUCCAGAGGGUCUUCACCAGAUGCUUCAUGGUUGGGAAGACAAAGGCGCGGAAGCAGUCUGCACGUUCGCCUAUUGCGCUGGCGAACCGCAAGAUCCGGUUAUAUUGUUCCAAGGUCGAACUCAGGGAACCAUCGUCGCUCCUCGAGGACCACGAGAUUUUGGCUGGGAUCCGUGCUUCCUGCCUUUGGAUAGCGACAAAACUUACGCGGAACUACCGAAAGAAACGAAAAAUCAAAUUUCGCACCGCAGCAAAGCGCUGGAGAAAUUAAAAGAUUAUUUUAUGAAGGAGGUUUGAACAUUGAUCCAACGCGCCGCGUCUACGAAAGACGAUUAUUUAUAUUAUAGUAAUAAGUAACCCUAUGUAACGGCGAUAAUUUAAAGAAGUACGAUAUUUGUUAUCCAGAGGAGCUUUGUUUAUUGCACCCCGCGAUUGAUUAUCUUUAGAAAAUAUCAACGAGAAGGUUUUUUGUAUUGUUGAAGAUGACUCGACGUUAAAAACAUAUUUCUUCUUUAUCAAAAAUUUCUUUAUUAUUUAUAAAUUAUUUUUAAUACGUAUCGAUAAUUUGAUCGAUAGAUUUAAUUGAUUGUCAACCACGGGUCUACCAUUUGAUUAUUAUUUUUCUGUGAAUUUUUGUCUAUGGAUUAGCGACAAUAACAUUUAAAACAAACAGGCGAUUCAAAUGUUGACCACGGUAAUCAAUAUACCACAGAUCGCACGUAUUCACGAUAUUAUUGUUUACAUGUUUGCACAAUGACGCAACACUGUUGUUAUAUUACUUUUACGAGAAUAAACGUGCGAUUAUUAACGAUGAUAAUUUCUGUAUAUCGUUUCCGAUAAAAUGACCUAUUCUUGUAUUAUUUAUUAUUAUUCUUGUUCAUUACGAGCGACGGUAAACAUGCAAUCAUUUCUGAUUUGUUGUUUCGGGGGAUAUCGUUGAUAAAGUUAACCAAAUUCGUUAAUACUCGAAACACUGUGCUUUUUAAAUGUAAAAGAUACCUCGAGGAAAAUUUUUAACGCUCUGCCAUAUUUGUAUAGCAACAAUUCCAAUGAUUAAAUAUUGUUGCUUAUAUUCGAUCAUUAUAAUAUAAUUGUAAACUGUUGUCGACCAUUGAAUUUAUUAUAUUUCGCGCGUAGUUGCUUUCAAAGUAAAAAUACAUACAACAAAAAGUUGUGGAAAAUAAAAUUCAAAAAUUUUUUUAUUGUUAAUAUUAAGCGACUUUAAAAAUUAAACCUGCGGAACGAGUAAGUUAGGCAAUAGAUCCUGCAGGACCUA
Colletes gigas is the source of this 1604-nucleotide messenger RNA. Its product is annotated as inosine triphosphate pyrophosphatase. The transcript is spliced from 2 exons. Gene Ontology annotation, cellular component: cytoplasm. Lineage: Eukaryota; Metazoa; Arthropoda; Insecta; Hymenoptera; Colletidae. The coding region runs from base 59 to 625 and encodes 188 amino acids. Gene Ontology annotation, biological process: nucleoside triphosphate catabolic process. The record is from RefSeq and is a predicted model, not a curated record. Gene Ontology annotation, molecular function: nucleoside triphosphate diphosphatase activity.